AUGAUUGAAAGCCCUCGCACAAAUCUAUGUCCUGCAGAACUAAAGGGGUUGAAACUACAAGUUCUCAAAAUUCCUGCGUUCAUUCUAGCAUUAUAUGAAGAUUCAUUUGGAAAUUACAACCGGUGGAAAGAUAAAGAAAACCUGGGGAAUGAUUUACAUCAUCGUUUUUGGAUUGCUCGCGCGAAAACUUUAUUUUCCCAUGCGUUUUUUGGAUGUGUAAUUUCAGAUCCUAUGGACACCAAAUCUUCAAUGCCAACUCCUGCGAAGGUUUUUGAGUUCAUAGCGAAGAUUUUUGCUGGCAGCACACCUGAGCUCAACCUCAUGAUCUCUUUCUGA
Molecule: messenger RNA, 336 nt
Organism: Cylicocyclus nassatus
Lineage: Eukaryota; Metazoa; Nematoda; Chromadorea; Rhabditida; Strongylidae
Source: the annotation of a GenBank genome assembly